AUGGCAACGUUAACAUCACUAAAUCCUCUCCUUUUAUUUUUUGUAACAAUAACAUCAACUCUAUUACCUGUAGAAUCAGGCAACACGAACCAUGUCUACUCACCCUGUGCAGACACCACUGUACAGGUAUCCGAUGGCUUCACUUUUUCUAUUGCUUUUUCGUCGAGGACAGCUUUCUUCUUCAACAGUAGCCUACAGUUGUCUCCCUGUGACCGCAGACUUGCGCUAACUAACCAAAAUUCUCAGAUCUCAGUUUUUAGACCUGAAGUCGAUGAGAUCUCUCUCCUCACCAUCAAUACCUCAUCCUUUUCUCCGGACAAUUACGGUGGGUAUAUGGUUGCAUUUGCCGGUCGAAAAUAUGCUGCAAGGUCUCUCCCUGCUUUUGUUGCGAACAAUACAUACACGGUGACUAGCUUUACUCUGGUGCUUGAGUUUAAGAAGGGAAGGCUACAGAACUUGUAUUGGAAAAGGGAUGGCUGCACUAAAUGUUCAAAAGGCUCUAGCUUUGUCUGCCUCAACAAUCAAGACUGUGCAAUCAGAACAUCCAGUUGCAAAAACCAUGGAGGUAGUGUUGAUUGCAGCCUUGGGAUACAAUUGGCAUUUUCUGGCACAGACAAACACUUUUCUGCUCUCAACUCAUGGUAUGAAGUGGAAAACCUCCGACAGUACUCACUUUAUGGUCUUUACUCAAAUCUCAGGGAUUCUCUCACCGGUCAGUAUAACAAGAUCUUCUAA
Molecule: messenger RNA, 735 nt
Organism: Dovyalis caffra
Lineage: Eukaryota; Viridiplantae; Streptophyta; Magnoliopsida; Malpighiales; Salicaceae
Source: the annotation of a GenBank genome assembly